UUGAGAAUGUUUUUUACAAAUGAAUAUCCUAUGCUAUAAUUUCAAUAUUUUUUGUAUGUAAUCUUAGAAAAUAUCUAAUCUUACAAAUGGAAGUACAUAUAUUUUACUUGGUAAAGCUAUUUUUAGCAAGUUACAAAAUUUAGAUAAAAUGAUGAAAAUAUAAAUAAUUAUUGAACAAUUAUUAAUGCCACUUGCAUAUGAUUUAAACGAAUAUAUUAAUAUAUUGUAUAAUCAUUAUUCAAAAUAAAGAAGAGGUAUUAUAUCCUAAAUAAAAAAUUCUUAAUUUAUCACUGCUAUCACAAAUUCAGUUGCCAAUACAAAUUAUGUAUAUGUGAAAUAAGUCUCCAACGUAGUGUAUAAGACAUCCUUACAAAUUUCUAACUAUACUUUUAUAUUGGUACUAUUAAUACUCUGAAGGUAGCUUUAUAUGAUGGUAAGUUUUGAUUGGCUUUCAAAUCUUGUUUACGUUAAAAUUUGUGAGUUCAAAAGUGAUGUGAUUGACAGCGAAUAAUUAGUACUUAUCAGUGAACUUUUCAUAAAUUUAUUAAGAUGGUACGAUAUGCUGCACUUAAAGGCUUGUACGAUUUGGAAAAGACCAUCGGUAGCGGAGGUUUUGCUAAAGUUAAACUUGCCACGCAUAUUGCAACCGGCGAAAAAGUUGCUAUCAAAAUAAUGGACAAAACAUCAUUGGGUGACGACUUGCCAAGGGUUAAACUAGAAGUCCAGGCAUUAAAAACUUUAUUACAUCAACACAUUUGUCGAUUAUAUCAAGUUAUAGAGACAGAAAGUCAUUAUUUUAUGAUAAUAGAAUACUGUUCAGGAGGAGAAUUAUUCGAUCAUAUUGUUGAAAAAAAUAGGCUUUCUGAAACAGAAUCGAGAAAAUUUUUUCGUCAAAUUGUAUCUGCAGUAGCGUAUUUGCAUAGUUUAGGAUAUGCUCAUCGUGACUUGAAACCAGAGAAUGUCUUGUUAGAUAGAGAAGAGAAUUUAAAACUCAUAGAUUUUGGAUUAUGUGCAAAACCAAAAAAUGGGAUAGAUUCACAUUUACAAACAUCCUGUGGCUCUCCAACGUAUGCAGCACCAGAACUUAUAUUAGGAAAGAAAUAUUUAGGUUCAGAAGUAGAUAUAUGGAGUAUGGGAGUCCUUCUUUAUGCACUACUUUGUGGCUUUUUGCCUUUUGAUGAUAACAGUAUAGAGAAUUUAUACAGGAAGAUCCUUAGUGGUAAAUAUGACGAACCAUGCUGGUUAUCAAACAGUAGUAGGAGAUUGAUACGAGCAAUGCUACAAACAGAUCCAAAAAAAAGAAUUACUAUUCAAGAACUGUGCAAUCACCCAUGGGUUACAGCAGGAUUUCUUAAUCCCGUUUCAUUUGUUCAUAAAACUAAUUUUGAAAAAGAUGAUGAUGUACUAAGUACUAUGUCUGCAAUAUGCGGUGAACAUCCUUCAGAUAUAUGGAGAAAAUUUAUGAAAAGUGAUAGAACUGAUUAUAAAACUGCAACAUAUCUCUUACUUUUGGAUAGGAAACUUCGUGGACUAUCACUUCGAAUAUCAUCUUCUGCAAAAUCUCAUCUUAAAUCUGAGUAUGAGGAAGAAGGUAAUGGUAUUAUAACUAAACUUGAUUGCUCUCCAAGAAGCAAAUCUGUUAGAUCACCAGUAACAGAUACUAUCUUCAAAAGUUUGCCAAAAACGCCCGAGACUACUAACGAUUUCAUGGAACCACAUUUGCCUGGUAGAAAACGACUUCGAAGUAAGGAAGGAGAUGAUGUAUAUUCUCCUGUUCCAGCAAAGAGAAUUGCAGAAAAAGAUAGGCUUCUUUCUACUCCUACCAAUACUCCAGUGUUAGACUCAAGGUAUUUGUGUCAUAGUAAUUAUAACAGCAAAGUAAUAGCUAAGGAAAGUAUUGAGAAAAAAAUAUUUAGGGGGUCACAGUCGUCUACACCGGGAAGUGCAAGAAAAGUAAUAAUGGGCUUGGAACGUGGUUUGAAUCGUGUACGAUGCGUCCUUACGCCAAAGAGACGUGCGAAGAACGAAAGUACUGAUCCUGAUCAACCUAAUGUACUUUCCGGAAAGGGUCUUUGUAAUGUAUCAUCAACGUCCAGUGAUGACCCUAAAUAUGUUCUUUCGCAAUUACGUCGUGCUCUUCGUCGUAAAGGAAUUAUGUGUCAUCAAAAAGGGUUCAUUCUACAAGGAGAAACGGAAGAUUGUACAGAAGAUUAUAAAGAUACGAUGCGACCAUUCUCAUCAAGAAAUGCUUGUUCUUUCGAAUUAGAAGUUUGUUUGUUGGAGGGUGUUUCAAAUGAGAAAUUAGUCGGUAUUCGAAGAAAACGUUUAAAGGGUGAUGCAUGGGUUUAUAAACGAGUGUGUGAAGAAGUUCUCGCUCUGGCAGCUGAAGAUCUUUCUACGGAAUCAGAAGGUUCGACAGAAUCAAAAUGUCCUAUAUAAAGUCUUCCUGAUAAUCAUAACUUUCAUAAUAUAAAUAUAUAUUUAAAAUAAUACAUCACAGAAAGUCAAUGGGACUAUUCGUCUAUACUCUGAUCUCUACUAAUUAUAUUAAAUAGAUUUAAAAAAUAAGCCAGAUGUAAAGAAUAUGAACGUUUGUAUCUAUAAUUUCGGCAGAUAUUGUUUACGGCAUCUUUGGUAACUACAAAUAUAUCUGCAUUGUACGUGUCUUAGAACAUAGUUUCUUCUGAGAAGAAACGGGAGAAAUAUUACGAAAAAUAUAAAAUCUGUAGUAAAUAUUUCGCCGGUCUUCGAGCGAUAUAAUGGACUUAAAGUCUCAGUGAUUAUUACAAUCAUCAAUUGUGUAAUAUUGUUUAUACAGUAUAAGAGAAUUACAAAGAGAUUAUAUUUCUUACGAUCUUUCAUUUAGAACAGUCCAACAGGAAUAAAGUAACGUUAAAAGUAACUUUUAAACAUUAAGAGUAUUCAUGUAUUAUUAACUGUAUAAAAAUAAUCAGACAAUAAAAUUGAAAAUAUAUAUAUAUUUCUACAAAUGAAAACUAUUCAUAUUAAUUUAAUCAAAGCGGCUGUAUAAAAUACUAAGAACAAAACGGCAUAGUUCUUACUAGACUCAAGUUAGCAACACGAACGGCGAUUUCAUCUUCGAUCGUAGCACAAAGAAAUGUCUUAAAAGAAAACU
This is a messenger RNA of Bombus huntii, 3136 nucleotides long. RefSeq names its product maternal embryonic leucine zipper kinase-like. Gene Ontology annotation, cellular component: cytoplasm. The record is from RefSeq and is a predicted model, not a curated record. The transcript has 12 exons. NCBI's taxonomy places the organism in Eukaryota, Metazoa, Arthropoda, Insecta, Hymenoptera, Apidae. Gene Ontology annotation, biological process: microtubule cytoskeleton organization; protein phosphorylation; intracellular signal transduction. Gene Ontology annotation, molecular function: tau-protein kinase activity; ATP binding; protein serine/threonine kinase activity. Bases 550 to 2439 code for a protein of 629 amino acids.